AUGUCCGAAGUUGUAUAUAUCACUGUUGAACCAUCAAUCCAGUUACAUGGAGCCCCAACGCAACCCUACUGGAUUCAUCCACACUUAAUUGACUCUAUCGAUCCGGUCAAGGGUCGGCAGUUCCGGGUUUCGGACCAUAUUCCCAAAGGCACCUGUCUUCUUGUCGACCGUCCCUACGCAGCUAUUCCGGUUGUUGAUGAACCGGCAACCAACGAGAAUCUUAUUUGCAGCUAUCCGGCUUGUAAUCGUCGGGUUGUACUUGGCACGGAACGGCUUUCGUGUCCGAGUGCUUGCAUAGAUGAUGUCGCGUGGUGUGGGACUACAUGCAGAGAUCUGGAUCAAGUUCGCCAUGCAUUCGAAUGCACAUGGUUGAAGAGGUAUUCGAAGCCAAUUCGAUCCAAACGAGGUGAAUAUGAAUUUGGUAUGUUGUGGUUGAUCAUCCGUCUCCUUGCCACUCGCCAAGUCGAAAUACAAAAUCCAUCAGCCAUCAAUGGAAGCAACCCUUUCCCUCCGGUGUCGAAACACGGCUGGGACGGUAUCAACAUGCUAUGCGGUUCUGUCGAGACAUGGUCACACGAUCGAGUUCGGAAUUGGUCCACUUUGGCGAAGAAGUAUCUCCAAAGCAGCACAAUCUUGCCGCAUGGAUUAAGUACAGACCGCAUCCUUCAUCUUAUAUGCCAAGAAGAGGCAAAUUCCUUUGGUCUCUACCCAAGAGAGACCGGUGUUUUCCCCAUUCCCACCCCCUUCGUCGAUAGGGGAGAGCAGUUUGCCGCGGCUGUAUAUCCCACGGCGGCAAUCGCAAACCACUCAUGUUUGCCAAAUAUCAUUCACAAGGCCGAUGACCAAGGCCGAAUGGUUUUUACUGCAUCCCGGGACAUCAAUAAGGGUGAGGAAUGCUGUAUAUCGUAUUUUGACCUGACGCAACAUACCGACCUUACCACACGCCGUCAACAUCUCAAAAACUCGUUCCGUUUUACCUGCAAAUGCGAUCGAUGUGUCUCCGAAGAACCCGUUGAGGAGACAUCACCAUGGAACACGAUACCAAUGAUGGACAUGGAGUGA
Penicillium pulvis is the source of this 1062-nucleotide messenger RNA. RefSeq names its product SET domain-containing protein. The transcript has 2 exons. The coding region runs from base 1 to 1062 and encodes 353 amino acids. The record is from RefSeq and is a predicted model, not a curated record. Lineage: Eukaryota; Fungi; Ascomycota; Eurotiomycetes; Eurotiales; Aspergillaceae. Gene Ontology annotation, molecular function: protein binding.